Dunckerocampus dactyliophorus (ringed pipefish) is the source of this 2421-nucleotide messenger RNA. It is a transcript of the gene il11a, whose product is annotated as interleukin 11a. The transcript is spliced from 5 exons. The record is from RefSeq and is a predicted model, not a curated record. Gene Ontology annotation, biological process: positive regulation of cell population proliferation; positive regulation of MAPK cascade. NCBI's taxonomy places the organism in Eukaryota, Metazoa, Chordata, Actinopteri, Syngnathiformes, Syngnathidae. Gene Ontology annotation, cellular component: cytoplasm. The coding region runs from base 285 to 887 and encodes 200 amino acids. Gene Ontology annotation, molecular function: growth factor activity; cytokine activity.
UCUCUGCAUUUUCUUUUUCUAUCUAUCUGUCUAUCUACACUCUAUCCAAGUGUCUCUCUAACCUUCCAUAAAGACAUCUCACAACUUUGCUCCAAACGCCAAAAAAAAAAAAAAGAAAAGAAAAGAAAUAAGUUUUUUCACUUCUGCUUGUCUUCACUGGACACAUUUUGCUCCUCAUUUUGACUGACAAGGAUAACACUUUCUGGAGUGCAAUUGAUUUAUUUUUCAUAUUUAUUGAUUUUGCCUGCUGAUUGGGGUUUCCGUUGUGUUGGAUUCCAACCAAUAUGAAAUUGCUGCUGGACUCCUCCUCGUCUCUGCUCUUGUCGCUGCUGUUGGCCCAGCUGCCUGUCUUCAUGUCUGCCUCCCCGGUGCCUCAGCGGCGGCCCAGCGACAUGGACAAGCUGUCCAAUCAGACCAAAAAUCUCAUGAAGCUCACCCAGGAACUGCUGAGGGCGCAUGCUUUCGACUCCGACGUUGAGCCCCACAGGUUCAGGUCUCUGCCAGAAAUGAGCAACAGAUCGGCCCAUGAUCUCCACAACCUUCAGCUCAAGCCCACGCUCUCGCAGCUCCACGCCGACCUGAAGCUGUACGAGCACCACUUUGAGUGGCUGAACAAGGUCUCCAAGAAGCACCACCACCCCGCACUGCCCAAGCUGGUGGAGGUGAUCAAGGAGAUGAAGUCGCUCAUCAACCUGCUGCACCAUCAGAUGCUGAGGGUUCAAGCACCGAAGCUGACCCCCGCCACCCCAUCCCUGCCCCCGGAGCUCUCCUACCAGUUCGACGUGCUGCAGUCAAGCCAGGAGCUGCUCCAGCACUUCAAACUCUUCUGCGAUUGGGCAUACAGGGCGUUCAUCAGCCUCAAGACCAAAACCUCCGCAGUUCAAUGAUCACUUGCUCAACGUGAGCGGCGGCAGAGCAAGAGGAUGCACAGAGAGGGUCCCGCCUCGGGCAGCAAAGUGAACUUAGGGACCGUGUCGCUCCCAAGAGGCCUAAACAUCAUCAGCGAGCCAAAGAGGAUACGCUGUAGUGCGACAACAAUAAUCAUCUGCCCGUUCAACCUUAUUUCCUGAACCGUGACCAUGUUAUUUAUCUAUUUAUUUAUUUAUUGACUGUCAGUAAUUUAUUUAAUGUUAUUUAUUUGAAGUUGUAAUGUGUCACUCUCAUUUUGUUUCUUUAUUGACGUGAAUUUCUUUGACCACAUACUUUUUUUUCUUGUGCCUCACUGAUCUCUAAGGUAGCACUUCCUUUCUUUUUCUUCUUUCGUGGACUUGUGCAUUUAUUUUAUCCGUCGGAUGAUUUCUUCCAGUAGAUCUGAGACAGUCACGUUUUUUUGUUUUGUUUUGGGUUUUUUUGCAAUUUGUCACAUAGUAAAUGUAAGUCAGUAAAUGCAGCCUUCAUCUAAGUCAGUGAUUCUCAACUGGUGGGUCGGGGAGCCAUUUUCAGUGGGUCGCUGCUAAAAAUAACGUGAUGACCCAGUGCAAAUAUAAAAUAUUUGAGAAAGUUCUGCAAUUUGGGUCGCCGCUUGUCAUUGACGAGUGAUGCUGGGGCCCCCGCGGCCAAACCAGUUGAGAAGCACUUGUCUAAGUACUCUGCAAAAGUCAACAUGGAGGCAUGAUGAAGACAAGUGCAGGCUUUUUUAGUAGCAGAGGCAGAGUUUCAAUGUUUUAAUGGCUGUUUCGUUGCAUGAGGAGUGUCUCUAAUGUGGUAAAGUCGGUUGUAUGGGCGCUGUUGCUGAGCACUGAUGGUCCUGAUUAGAUUCUUUGCACAAACUUGUAGGAUUAGCCUCUUAGAUGGGUGAGAUGGCUGAUUUUUAAACCAUGUUUUGGGAGUUUAAAAAAAUGAUUUUUUUUUUAAAAAGUUGAACACUAAAAGUUAGGGGUGCACGAUAAUUAUUGACCGAUAUGAGGGAAUGAUGAUGUCAUACCGAUAAAUCUGAAAACAUGAAAAAUAACUCCAAUAACCAAUCAUUGAAAAAACGCUCCCGUGAGCAAAUCAAGCGCUCCUUGAUUUCUCCUGCCCGCGACAUUAACAGGACGUCGCAACUUUCCCUGAGUUCACUUGUAAAUAAACAUUCACUUUCAGAGAACUUUUGCGCGCUAUUUGCAGCAAAUGCUCCACGAUGAGGAAAAAAAAAAAACAUGGAGCACACAACAAACUUGUCAGCCACCUGAAAUGCCAGCACCGCGGCGUUUAAAAAGUGCAAAAGCUUUGCCAGAGACCUCCGUGGUGUUACACCGGCUGCUCGGAGCAUGUGUCCGAAUACAGUGCACCUUGCUGGGCCACGCCAGGUGGCUCCUCUUGCUCUAUACUCCGCUUCUCCUGACCGCCAUAGCAGCACACCAGCUGCUCUGAGCAUGUGUCCGAAUACAGUGCACCUUGCUGGGCCACAGCAGGUAGGCAACCUCCGCUCUAUACUCUGGU